Molecule: messenger RNA, 1557 nt
Organism: Mus caroli (Ryukyu mouse)
Lineage: Eukaryota; Metazoa; Chordata; Mammalia; Rodentia; Muridae
Gene: Upf3a
Product: UPF3A regulator of nonsense mediated mRNA decay
Biological process (GO): nuclear-transcribed mRNA catabolic process, nonsense-mediated decay; positive regulation of translation
Cellular component (GO): nucleolus; cytoplasm
Molecular function (GO): telomeric repeat DNA binding
Source: RefSeq, a predicted model, not a curated record
AAGGGAGGGGCUGCCUAGUCCUCGCGAGGCUUUGUUCUCGCGGAGGUGGCGGCGGCCGGCCGGCCGGUGGGGAUGCGCUCGGAAGAGGGGGCCGGAGGCUUGGGCGCAGCCCUGGCUGCGCGGGGCCCGAGCUGGAGGGAGAAACUAUCGAGCUCAGAGACCCACUGCCGCCGCGAAUCGCCGCGGAAGGAGUCUGCGGCGCCGCCCGCCCCGACCCUAAGUGAGAGCGGGCCCGGCAAGCCUCGCGAGGAGAAGAGGACGGCCCUGAGCAAGGUGGUCCUCCGGCGUCUGCCCCCGGGCCUCACCAAAGAGCAGCUGGAAGAGCAACUGCGCCCCCUGCCGGCGCACGAUUACUUCGAGGUGGUGGCUGCGGACCUCAGCCUUUAUCCUCAUGUCUACUCCAGAGCAUACAUUAAUUUUAGGAACCCUGAUGACAUCCUGCUGUUCAGAGACCGUUUUGACGGCUAUAUCUUCAUUGGCAAUAAAGGCCUGGAGUAUCCUGCUGUGGUGGAGUUUGCUCCAUUCCAGAAGAUCGCCAAAAAGAAGCUGAAGAAAAAAGAUGCCAAGACUGGAAGCAUUGAAGAUGACCCAGAGUAUAAACAGUUCCUCGAGUCGUACAGCCUGGAGGAGGAGAAAACCAGCGCUAGUCCCGAGACGCUGCUGGGAGAGAUAGAAGCCAAGACGAGAGAGCUCCUGGCCAGAAGGACCACCCCUCUUUUGGAAUAUAUUAAAAAUAGAAAAUUAGAAAAGCAGAGACUCCGGGAAGAAAAACGCGAGGAGCGGAGGAGGAGGGAGCUAGAAAAGAAGCGUCUGCGGGAAGAAGAGAAAAGGAAGAGGAGAGAAGAGGACCGCUGUAAGAGGAAGGAGGCGGAGAAGCACAAGAGAGCGGAGAAGGAUGUGAGGAUCAAGCUUCUUAAAAAACUGGAAACGGGAGAAGAAGUGACCACAGAGAAACCCAAAGAAAGAGGUGAAGAGGUGGUAGCGAGCCAGCCGGAGACAGCUGGGGAGAGGCUUCAGGAUGCCAGUGAUAAAGAGCCAAGGGACAAGAGAUCUCGAGAGAAAGACCCGGAAACUUCAAGAUGUCAUCCGGACACCUGCAGGAAGCACAGCAGUCAUUCAGAGUUUGCCAGGUUCUCCAGAAGGAAUGAAGACGAGGCAAAGUGGGGGAAAGGCUUCGCCCAGGACAGAGGGAAGAAGGGCCAGGAUGGCAGUGUCCCCGUGGACGUGGCAGAGAGAAGCAGCAAGGAACACAAGGAGUAUGACAGCCUGGGGCCAAGAAAGGAUCGCCUGGGACACAAGGCCCAGUAGACCACGGGCCAUCGUCCCUGUUGAUGUGCUCUGCAGCCACACAGCCAUGUUCCCCGGGUAGAAAUCCUUACGAAGCCAGAUAAGAACAAUCUGCCUUGUGUUUGUAGGUCUAGAGUUGUACUCUGUCUAUGUCAGCCCAUGUGGGCUGAAUUGCAAAGUCCAUACCUUCUAGAGUGUUCUUGCUCAUCUGGGAUGCACUAAACUUGGAACUAAAUUCAGAAUAAAACAUUCCAUCAUCUUUUUAAAGAA